Salvia miltiorrhiza (redroot sage) is the source of this 1497-nucleotide messenger RNA. RefSeq names its product thaumatin-like protein 1b. Lineage: Eukaryota; Viridiplantae; Streptophyta; Magnoliopsida; Lamiales; Lamiaceae. The transcript has 3 exons. Gene Ontology annotation, cellular component: extracellular region. Bases 325 to 1224 code for a protein of 299 amino acids. Gene Ontology annotation, biological process: defense response. The record is from RefSeq and is a predicted model, not a curated record.
UAUUUUUUGCAGACCAAUAAAUCCACUUAUGUUAACGAUUUUCAUGAGUCCAUCAAUUAAAAAGAAAUAUCCGAAAACCCUACAGCAAGAAGCCAUAACAUCAACCUUCCAAUAAUCCCACUCUCCUUUUCCUUUUCACUUUUUUUUUCCCCCUAAUUCCGUCCAUUUUCACCAAUUCCCCAAUGCUGCCUUUAUCUUCUCUUACAAUCUUUAUUCCCAGAAAAAUUAAAGCUAGCACAAAACGAAAAUGGUAACAACUCAAAAACCAAAAAAAUCUUGAAAAAAUAUAGCGAAAUCAGCUGCAACUUCUCUUCAAUUUACUCCAUGGGACGUCCGCUUCUCUCCGCCGCGCUACUCUCUCUCCUCCUGCUCACCUUCUCUCUCUUCUCAGAGGUGGAAACGACGACGUUCAAGCUCGUGAAUAGAUGCCGGCGUACGAUAUGGCCGGGGAUACUAACGGGCGCCGACCGCCCGGUUCUCAACCCGACCGGGUUCGCUCUCAAGAGCGGGAGCUCCAGAACGCUCCGGGCGCCCCGAUCGUGGUCGGGCCGGGUCUGGGCGCGGACCCACUGCGCCACCGACUCAACCGGCAAAUUCUCGUGCGCCACUGCCGAUUGCGCCUCGGGGAGGGUGGAGUGCGGCGGCGCCGGCGCGAUCCCGCCGGCGACGCUGGCGGAGUUCACCCUCAACGGCGAUCAGGGGCUGGAUUUCUACGACGUGAGCCUCGUGGACGGGUACAACAUCCCGAUGCUUAUAAUCCCUAACCCUAAGGGGGGUACAACCACGGGCAGCAGCAGCCGGUGCACCUCGACGGGGUGCCUCGUUGACCUCAACGGCGCGUGCCCUAGGGGGCUCGCGGUGGCGCGUGGGAGCGGCGGCCGCGAGAUCGUCGCGUGCCGGAGCGCGUGCGAGGCGUUCGGCGAUCCGGCGUUCUGCUGCAGCGAGGCGUACAACACGCCGGAGACGUGCCGGCCGUCGGCGUACUCGCUCUACUUCAAGAGCGCGUGCCCGCGCUCCUACAGCUACGCCUACGAUGACAAGACGAGCACCUUCACCUGCGCCGGCGCCGAUUACAUCAUCAUCUUCUGCCCCUUGCCCUACACCAGCAUGAAAUUUCUGGAGACACGAAAGGAAACAGCCGAUUUGCCUCUAGUUAACAAAACCAUGAUGUACGUUGGGAGGCAUCGCUCGUUGCUGUCAUCAUCGCCAGGUUUGAACCCCUGAACGUGCUCUUUUGGCGUCUGCUAUGGUUAAGUGACAUUUUUCGUCUCUUUCAGGCUGAGAAGCAAUAGUGGUAGAUGAAGAUUUUGAUCAUUUUGUAGUGAGCGCGCUCAUUUGUUUGAGGGCGAUCAUCAUUAUCACGCUGACACGAUUAUGAGCAAUGAAGAUAAGGCAUCUCUGUACAUAGGUUACUUGCUCUCUGUAUUUUCUUGAUUUAGGGCUGUGCACUAGAGAUGAUGAUGAUGAUGAUGCUAUGCUAUCUCUAUUUUUGCUUCA